UCUGCCGGGCUCUGCCCCAGCAUCCAGCUGUGCCUGUCUGGAAGCCAGCGCCUGGCUUCCCUCCAAAGCCCGGACUCUGUCAGGGGGCUGCAAACCAGCUGCAGCCUCCCGCUUUUCCCAGUGACACGUCUGUGCGCACACACCUACCUUUGACCUCUCCUGGUUUGUUCUGUGGCAGCAAACACCCGAAAUUUGCUCAGCUAAUACAAUAGCCCUGUACUUUUUGACAGAAACGCCUGUGGUUAACCUCUGUGGGCUGCCUGCUGCAAUAAAAUGAAGGGUGGUAGAAGUUAAACAAUGGGUGUGACUACCACAAGAUGGGUGUUAGUGGGAAAGUGGUGUAACAUCCACUUAGCAUUCCAGAGAUGUGAAAUAUAAUUAUGAUUUAAAUGCCAAAGAUGUAAGUUGCAGGAUGAGUAACUACAAGGACAUGAAAGUCUUCCUUAUCUUCCUUUCUAUCCCACUCAGAAUCAUUUUGCACACCCACAAAACUAAUAAAAGUAGUGUCACUUGAUGAAAUUACACCUGAUACAUGACUUGUACCAUCACUUACAUUUCUGUCAGUGUGGGCUCUGUUUACACCAAAGAAAAAAUUCCAAUCUCAUUUACAACAUUUUAAGUUGGAAGUAAUUUUGCUCUCAGUGGAAUUAUUCUCUAUUUAUACUCCCACUCAGAUCAGAAUCUGACCUAGGCUUUGAAUUUUGUCUUAUUUGCUCUCAUCCUUUCCUAUGACAGGCAGGGGUCCUCAAUCUGUAAAAGGCUCCUCACACCUACAUUUAUGUAUCUUUGCAGAAAUGGCUUUUGAGCAGGUCUGUAUUGUUAGAAAUUGUCAACUAAAUCAGCCUGGGAGCAGCUGGUUGCUGAGUGUACAUGAAUAGCUGCUUAAUGUUUUUUACAUCAUCCAGCAUAUGUGGGAAGGAGAGCAAGAAUGCAAAAGCGCAGCCCAUGCCUAGACGAGGGGCUACACAGUUCUGUAGCAAUUCCAACACAAAGAAGUUAAAGAAUGAAAGAAUGACCCCAGCGACUCGACAAAAAGUUCUUGGCCUUUACCGCAAGAUAUUUCAAAUAGCCAAAAAAUGGCAGUCGGCAUCAGGACAGACAGAGGAGACUGUUAAAGAGAAAGAGUACAUUAAAAAUGAGGCCAGAACAUUAUUCAAAAAAAACAAAGACGUAACAGAUCCAAAGCUGAUUGAGCAGUGCAUAGAAGAAUGUGAGGCAAGAAUAGAAAUUGGACUGCACUAUAAUAUCCCCUACCCGAGACCUAUCCAUCUGCCUCCUAUGGGUCUCGCCCAUAAACAAGGUCGUACGUUGCGACACCAAGAAAAGUUAAGGAAGAUUUCUAAGCCAAUAUACCUGAAAUCCCAUGAUGAAGUUUCAUAACCCACCACUUAAGCUGUGAUGUGUAAUCACAUCCUAUGAGCUGUGAACUGCAGUCCAGGUGGUUCUUGUGCACAACUGUGAACUAAGGUGUUUUGGUCACUUGCUCACACAUUUCCUGAGGCCAAAAAGCCAUUGAUACAUUGCAUAUGAUGGAUAAGGUUGGUCUAUUAUUUAUUUAUAUUAUUUUUAGCCACUGACUCAUCAAUAAAAGUAACACUUUUCAAGGA
Corapipo altera (White-ruffed manakin) is the source of this 1607-nucleotide messenger RNA. RefSeq names its product LYR motif containing 1 (gene LYRM1). Gene Ontology annotation, cellular component: mitochondrion. Bases 871 to 1380 code for a protein of 169 amino acids. NCBI's taxonomy places the organism in Eukaryota, Metazoa, Chordata, Aves, Passeriformes, Pipridae. The record is from RefSeq and is a predicted model, not a curated record. The transcript has 4 exons.